GCCCACCACCCCACUUCUGCGCUGCGAUGAACCUCUUCCUCCUCUUCCUCGCCAUCCCGCUCCUCUGGCGUGUGGCCACGCCCUUCAUCCCAGACGAGUACCUCGACCCGUACGCGUACUGGAACACUACGAGCAUCAACAGGCAGAGACCCGAUGGCUUUGUCCCGAUCGAGUGGAGGAACCUGGGCUACUGGGACGCCCCCAACGCGACCUUUACGGAAGCCAACGAGAAGCUCGCGCGCAAGCUUCUCGAGUUCGCGCGUGCGAGACAGGACGGCAACACGCUGGAUAUCGCCCACGGUGCGGGCGAUUCGCUUCUGAUCCACCUCGAGUCACACCCCGAACAGCUGCACGCCCUCACCCCGCUCCAGGGCGAGUCCGACAAGGCGCGCAAAAAGCUCUUUGAGCGCGCCAUCUGGGCCAAGCUCGGCGGUACCCCGAUCGCCACGAACGUCAAGAUGCACGUCGCCCCAGCCACGUUCAAGGACGGCACAAACCUCGAGCACCCGCUCAACCCCAUGCGCCACCAUGUGGGCCAGAAGGCUGAUGGUGACAGCACGGCUCAGACCGACGGCGAGGCCGAGGAACCCGAGCCCGAGAUCGAUGACGACAAGCAGGCCGCCUUCUCUGCCCCCGACGACGACAGCACCGCCGGUGAGCCCCCAGCGUCCGACCCCAAGGCGCCGUUCGACCUCGUGUACGUCCUCGACUCGGUGUACCACUUCCCGCCCUCGGUCGACUACUUUGCCCAGCUCGUCUACCCGGCGCUCCGCAAGGGGUCGGGCGUGCUCGCGUACACUGAUGCGCUGCCCCCGCCCUCGUGGUCCGAGUUCCCGAUGAACAUUGUGUCCACGUUCAUCUCGCCCCUGCUCUCCGUCCCGCCCUCCAACCUGAGCCUCCGCCCCAAGACCCUCGACGAGUACAAGACCCGCCUUGAGAGCUUUGGCUACACCGACGUCGAGGUCGAGGACUGGAGCGACCACGUGUGGCAGGGCAUCGCCGACAACUUCAAGCCGCGCGGCGGCGCUUAUGGGAUCGCCGGCCGUGUGUUCGGCUAUGCUGGCAACUCGGGCUGGAGGUAUGUCGCUGUUAGGGCUACCCGCCCCGGCAACGCGCCGGCCGAGGAGCAGGCGCAUGAGGCGCAGGCUGGCGACGCGUAAAUGGACACUGUAAGCCAUGUAGCAGCUGGACAGAAGCAGC
Molecule: messenger RNA, 1200 nt
Organism: Vanrija pseudolonga
Lineage: Eukaryota; Fungi; Basidiomycota; Tremellomycetes; Trichosporonales; Trichosporonaceae
Exons: 3
Coding region: 27-1160 (377 amino acids)
Source: RefSeq, a predicted model, not a curated record